AUGGCGCGAGAGGACGUCGCACGGGGGUGCAGGCCCUUGAGCGCUGAAAAUCGCUGGCGAAGAAACUGUCGCGCCAAUGCUUACUUCAAAGAGCAAGUAGAGCAGCCACAACGCGUGAAGGAACGCAGAUUAGGGCGUGCGUGGGGUGGCGCACUUGGCUGUCGGGAGGGUGUCGAGUUGCGGCAGGGUUUACAUAUACCGGCCCUUCGGUACAGCAGGUCUCAGGAUUCUACGCUCAAAAGUCAGCGUCGCAGUGACUGUGUUCCAUCAAAGGAAAAAAGAGAUGGGGAUCUGUUGGACAUGAUCAGGAGGGGCAAGCAAUCUUGGUGGCAGGGCCCCAGGGGGCCCCCUGGACUCUGUUCCCCCUCCUCGUCAGAAGCAGCGUUCAGGGGUCUCGAUCAUCUGCUGCCCUCGCCGAGACGCGAUCCCCUUACUCCUCCCCCCAAUCUCGACGGCUCUCCUUUUCUUCCCAGUUCUCCUACCGAGCCACUCCCAGGGGGCCCCUACCCUGGAGGCCCCCCCCCCCUACCGCCUGUCGAGUUCGUGGGAUCCGUCUUUGAGGGCGACGCGGGCAGCAAUGCACAUGCACUGUUUGCAAAAAUGCACCCCUCUGGUGAACCCUUAGGCACCCUCUCCGGGAGGCCCCUCCUCUUUACACCCUUGUCAUUUAUUGCUGCCGCUCUGCCCGAGAUCUUCACGGACGUUGAGUUCGUUGCUGCACACCUGGGAGUAGAUCCAGCAGGAACCGUAGCCGCUGCAACGCGCCGGCGACCUCCUGGGAACGUUACAAAAUCUUUGCAGCAGCAUGAGCAGUCGAUUCAGCGGCUGCAAGCGACCCCUGGGGGAUGCCCCUCGAGCUCCAGCCUGCCUGAUAAAGGCACUUCUACCCAGCAUGCGUUCACAGGAGCUCCUGUGCAUCGACUUCUGCUGCUGCGGUUUGCCGCUACACUUCGCGCCAGCGGUGGCACCAGAGUCACCUGGGAUGAGGUUUUUCGACCCGUUCCCGUAGAACUGCCGCCACAGGGGGCCCCCCGCGGAGGCCUCGGCUCGGUGGCUCGUGGGCCCAUAGGUCGUCAUGCUAGUCCAUUGCUUCUGCAGCAAAAGCAGCAGCAAAAGCAACAACAACAGCAACAGCAGCAAAAGCAGCAGCAACAACCACCACAACAACCACCACAACAACAACCACAACAGCAAAAGCAGCAGCCACAACAGCAACAACAACCACAGCAACAACAACAGCAAAAGCAGCAGCAGCAACAACAGCAACAGCAGCAACAACCACAACAGCAACAGCAACCAAAGUCUCGGUGUGUAUUCGUGGGCAUAUGCGGGGUGUUGCUGCUGAGCGCACUGGAGACUCCAAAUCGCCCACCAGUAUGCCUCCCGGCCUUCCCGCCGUGCAAGUCUGAGGUUUAUGCGCAGCUCUACAGCUCCCACAGCAGCAAUCCAAAGCUGUCUGACCUUCUGCCGGCACCGCUGAGGGAGGCUGCUGCUCUUGUUGUGGAUGCUGCGCGGAACCUCCGCCGGCUGCUUCAGCAAUUGCAGCAAUUGCAGCAGCCUCAGCAGCAGCGGCAAGGGCAAGAGCGAGCUGGACUCCUGGCGGCUUUUGAGCCGCACUGGGAGGAGGGCUUUGCAUGCAGCAGUGAGGGGAGGCCCCACAAGCUACGAAUUGAAGACAGCAGCAGUAGCAGCCUCAGCAGCAGUAGCAGCCUCAGCAGCAGCAGCGAGGGGGAGGCGGAGCAGGAAGUACAGGAGCAUCAGAUGAAGACAUCAAAGAAUCUUCCCCCCCCCGCCUCUCUGGCUGCUGAGCGCCCAGAUGCGAUGGUUCCUAGGCAGACCGCAGUGUCUAGCAAGGCUGCAGUCCCUCCAGCAGAGCUUGCAGAUAAUGCAAACAUCGAGGUAGUAGCAUGCCCGUCGGGAGUCACCCAAGAGGAUCCUUCGACGAAAGACGCACCAGGGGCCCCUGGGAUGCCAGUGCCUCUGCCGCUUUCCUUGGAAGAUCCGUGGGCUGCCUUUGAAGCCUCAAAGGAGGCCAUUGAGGCCAUGGCUGCACACUGCAGGCUGACACGUCCAAGUACGCCGCACUCUUCUCAGCAAUAAACACACCUCCAAACAUCAAUUAGGUCCUUGAUUGGCGCUUGCGCAUUUGCGUGGUGCUGUGUGCUCUAUACUCCGGGUGCAGCAUCAGCAACAAGCGGCAGCAAUGCGAGGGCCGACAACAAAGCGGGUUGGGAACUUCUUAGGACCUUCAGAGAUGAGGGCGAGGCGAUACAGUUCAUUCAGGCCUUUGGUUUCAGGUAUGUUUUGUGGCUUCUCCCCCCUUUCAGUCUUUGCGACUGCGCCUAUCCACUCCCUUGUGUUGCCUUCUUGGACCCCCCCUUGCAUCAGAACGAAACAGCAAACCCCACCAGCACACCCGCAGACCCAACACUAGGGACUCCCGGCCUACGAGCUAGCGAACACGAAAUUACUAAUACACGAAUGGCUCGCCAGCUAGCCACCCAGCCGGCUGCCAAAGCGCAGCCUGCACCACUCUCUAUUCCGUACAAGGCUGCGGUCUGA
Molecule: messenger RNA, 2562 nt
Organism: Cyclospora cayetanensis
Lineage: Eukaryota; Apicomplexa; Conoidasida; Eucoccidiorida; Eimeriidae
Product: histone-lysine N-methyltransferase 2D-like
Exons: 7
Biological process (GO): animal organ morphogenesis; cell differentiation; embryo development
Cellular component (GO): nucleus
Molecular function (GO): RNA polymerase II transcription regulatory region sequence-specific DNA binding; DNA-binding transcription factor activity
Source: RefSeq, a predicted model, not a curated record